This is a messenger RNA of Perkinsus marinus ATCC 50983, 660 nucleotides long. RefSeq lists its product as hypothetical. The coding region runs from base 1 to 660 and encodes 219 amino acids. Lineage: Eukaryota; Perkinsozoa; Perkinsida; Perkinsidae. The transcript is spliced from 7 exons. The record is from RefSeq and is a predicted model, not a curated record.
AUGACUGCCGUGGAUUCAGCAACGGCAAUUCGGGAUCAUGUCGUGCAGUCCGAUAAGGAAGGGCAGAAGGCUUUGCUCCAGAAUAUGUAUUGGUAUCGAACUCGAUGGGCUGAGGAAGAAAUUAUGAUACUAGAGAAAGAAAAUUCUGACAAUAUUCUAUGUGCUGAUGAAGAAGGGCUCACGAGUCAGCACUACCUGGGGCACACCGCUGUAGCAAAUGCUAUAGUGGCUUUGCAUAUGAACCCUUCUAGGGAUAGACCUGUUAAGGUGUUGGACAUAGGUGGUGGGCUUGGCAGUACGGUAAGGUACAUGACAAGUAACUUACCCUAUGUGGAAGGUAUCAGUAUGGACAUAUUCGACAGCUUUGCUCGUCUCGCUGAAGAGAUAGAUAGCAAGGAAUGCUCCAGUUACUGCGAAGGGAGCAAAGCGAAAUACAUCACCGCUGAUAUUUUUAACGCGACUCAGGCCUCUUUAGGAGGGCCAUUCGACUUUGCUAUCAGCCUUCUAUGUUUUUGUCAUAUGGACGAUAAAAGAAAGCUUUUUGAAAGGGUGAAGGAAAUCCUCCGGCCCGCAUCUCCACAAGCAAGCUGUGACUUGUAUUUUGAAGAUCUGGUCUUAAUUCACUCCAAUACGGUACAGAAGGAAGGUAAGUCCCACUAG